CCAUCAGAACAGAUUUGGAACCAUAGCUUUCAAACAAAAACACCCUCAAACACACAGGCUGAAACUGUUCUUUUGAAUUCAUUACUUUGAGAUAUCUUCAGAUCAUGAUGAAAUUCUCUAAGAAGAACCAAGCCAGCCCUCUGCACAAGGUCCUGACCGAAACAUUGUGUCGAUUUUUUUCAUUUCAGAUUGUGCAGAAGAGGAAGAGGGAAGCAAAAGGGCAGGAUGAUUCUGGUGAACUAACAAAACCUAAGAAAAAGCGUUUGACUGACCUCCAGCAGCAACUGUCUGAUGAAACAACUGUGAGAAAGAGGAAGAAGAGGGAAGUGCAGGAUGAUGCCAUUAAACUUAAGAAAUAUCUGAAAUCGUGCACCAGGCCCAGUGGCAAAAAUAUUGCAAAGAGGAGGAAAAUCCAAUCAGCACAGGAGAAAGAGCUGCAAAAACUGAGGCCACAUCUGGAAACGCGUUUCAUUGUGAAUGCCGCAGAGAUUCCUGAAUUCCGUCCCCGACCUGCCUCAUUUGCCGCUGCUGCCCCAGGGCCAAGCUUUGUCAGCGAGUCACUGACGGAUUUGCCUGUUACGAUCCAUGGUCUAAGCAUUCCAGAGUACCAAAGUGUUUAUCACUCAGUGGUGGAUCCAAAGCUAGUGACGUCCACCGGACAGCCAGGCUGCUACUCCUUGGCUCUUGGCCGCUACAUCAAGCAGCAACUCUGGGACAAGCUCAGCUGUCCCUCCGUGAUGGAGGAGGAGCAGGUACAGGAUGGUGAGCAGGUGCACUAUAUUGAGAAAUUCGGCACACAAGCACUGACAAACUUUGCUCCUCAAAUCGACUUGGACAUCAAUGAAGGUUGAAGGGAGAGCAAAAGGGAAAGCAAAACCAUGUUAUUGAAGGAAGGAGAAAGAGGUAUAAACUGCUUUGACGUGCCAGAUCUACAGUGUUCGUCCUGAACACCCUUAUACCUGUCAUCUGGUGUCACCCAGAAGUAGGGUCAUUCUGUUUGGAGUCACAAGUUUCCCUCUCAAAUACUUAAGUCUGUACAAAAUUAUUUUAAUUUUAUGACUUUUUUUUAUUACUUUUUAUUAUUUAAAAAAAGCACUCACUGUAAAAAAAAAUCAAAUAAAAUGAUUUAUUGUGCACUUCCUGUUUGCUUCUUCGUUGACAGUUCCGGCUGAAGAACUAGAUAAACACACACAUACCGUCUACAUCACGUCUAUACAAGCUCUGGCCACACACAAAAGCUUGCAACCUUUUUAGUCUACAGGUUUUUAAUCAUGUUAAGUAAAACAAAGUAAAAACAAAAAUGAAAACAAUGUUUUUUGUCUUAUUUCCCUAGUUUUCUCCUUUUACAUUUAAUCCGACCCAAUAGACCACGAGUACGCAGCGAUCAUGAGGCAUCUGCAGCGGAAAAACACAAAAAACGCUGAUUAAUUAAUAAUUUUCUUAAAAAAGCUAUUGGCUAACUAGCUAGCUAGUGCUUACUAGCUAUGAUGCUAAUUACCACUCGAGUGGCUGAAACCUCCAUCAACUACCGCUCUUUAUUUACAAAGAACUAAUUUUAUUGAUGUAAUAUUAUGUUUACUUUGUUUGUACAUGCUGUUUAAUUCUUGAAAGUUAUG
Tachysurus fulvidraco (yellow catfish) is the source of this 1616-nucleotide messenger RNA. RefSeq lists its product as uncharacterized. The coding region runs from base 105 to 851 and encodes 248 amino acids. The record is from RefSeq and is a predicted model, not a curated record. The transcript has 3 exons. Lineage: Eukaryota; Metazoa; Chordata; Actinopteri; Siluriformes; Bagridae.